Messenger RNA from Varroa destructor (honeybee mite), 8662 nucleotides. It is a transcript of the gene Frl, whose product is annotated as formin-like protein. Lineage: Eukaryota; Metazoa; Arthropoda; Arachnida; Mesostigmata; Varroidae. The record is from RefSeq and is a predicted model, not a curated record. Gene Ontology annotation, biological process: cortical actin cytoskeleton organization; regulation of cell shape; cell migration. Gene Ontology annotation, cellular component: cytosol. Gene Ontology annotation, molecular function: small GTPase binding; actin filament binding.
CGCUCUUCGCUGACAGCGUGCGCCCUCUAGCGGUGAAGCGCGCGGCGGCGCGAGCGACGCGCAUACGGUCUACUAGAAGGACGCAGGCGCGGCUCUGCGGUUGCUGAGCUCCAUUGAACACCGGCUAUGGUAAUGUCUGUUAACGCAGGUGGAACUUAAUAGCAGCUGCUAUAAAUGGUAAAUGGUGUUUUCUUUUCCUCGGAUAUUCGUCAUUGUUGUUGCUGCCCUGUGCUGCUGUCCAUAACAGUGUUGUUUGCUGCUCAUACACUCAGCUAGCCAAGUAGUGGAAGAGUGUUGUCUUCACAUCGCCUGCUCUUCGCAUCAGCCGCCUUUGUCUCGUUGUGCUGUUCCUCCAACUCACCUCUAUCAGCUCUUAUUGUCGCUACAGCAUGUCGUUAAAGCAGAGAAUAAUAUUUUAUAGGUGGGGGCAUCAUAGUCUGUGACAGCCGCGGCGGCGCUCAAGCGAGACCUGUAGCCGGUGGCGGCCGGCUAGUUCGUCGCGCCGAAUCCAUGAGCCCGUAUUUCCUCACAGUGAACAGUAUCGCCAUCUCUGCAACGCCCUAUUGUGAAGGUGACAGCGCUCCGAGCGAACGCUGGAGGUGGCGAAGAUCGUGAUCGUAUUUGCGGUUGCGCCAUUCACUAGCCGUUCGAGCGGUAACGUCAGUAGUAAAAGAUAGUAGUUCGUCUGAACGCUGCUUGCCACUGCUGUGAACUAUAGCAACAUCAUCCUGGCAGUUUGAGCCAGUACUGAGGCGUUGAAAUCGUGAAAACGUACGGCUAUAAUAAUAGCAGCAGUAAAAACAACACAGCAACAGCAGUGGAGCAGCAGAAACAGGGCCAUCAAUGAUGGCAGUGCCCAGGUAACGCGCCAGUCUUGUUAUGGCUGGUGGCGAAUUGACAGUGCAAAGUUAGUUCUGAGCGGGAAGAUGGUCGUUAUUGUCUAUACCCGGAGUACUGAUGACAGCAGCUCUCAUAAGCAGCGGUUGAACUUGUAGCGAGAAUACGCAAAACCCCUCUGACAAGAGAGACUGCCAUAGCUACUGUUUCUACGGUUGGUGCAGAAGUUGCUGAACAGCCCGAACAGGAGAUUUUCAAUGAUGACACAGGACGCUUUCCAAUGUAUCCUAUGACUGUCGUAACUUCAGCAAGCAUACAAUGUGGGUUAGAUCAGGCUUUUGAACGACCAUGUCAUGCAAAGUCGUAAUUGGAAUUACCGUGCGCCGUGUGUUGAUGUGAAAGUGAAAAUCGAUGCGGCAACCUCCAAGGAUGAUGUUGUUGUUAUUGUUGUUGUAGUCAACGUAGACGACAGUCGCGUAGGGUGAUGUCAGUACCUAAGCGAUAUACUGGAUACAUACACGAUACUUUAGAACUGAAAUCGCCGAAAUCAUUAGGAAAUUUUAUUUCAAGCGUAACUGGAUUCUGUGACGGCAAUCAGGAACGUAACAGCAAGCGUUUACUACUACAACGAGAGAAAGAAUACAGCAACUCUAAAAGGCGUACCAAUGCUCCGGCAACGUAAACUUGUACAGAAAUUUCUUUAGACGUAUACGAGUCAUUUACGUAAUACGCUCGUAGAAACGGUCUCGACUUGAAGUGCGCUAGAAGCACGCGGUACCCAGCUAAUCACUUUGGAGCAGCGGUAAGAUGGGUGUGUUACAAUUAAAUUUUUUUGUAAGAUCCGUCUCCCCGCGUAGCUGAUUCACGCAGGAGCGCAUGCGGACGCGCGGUUGUCGCCGAGAGAAGGAAAAGUGUUGAUUGGCGACCGUGUUCUAGUCGCAGCUGUUCGUGAAACAGACGGCAGCGUUGCUGUCGCCAAAUUAAAUGACCCAGCCAAGCGAAUAGAAGUGACCAGUUCAGCAUCUCCACGCUGCACUUCUGGAAUUGAUCGUUCUUUUUCUGUAAAUGAAAAAAGCGAAGAAGCAGUCGACACCGAAAACGAAUUGGGUGAAAAAAAAACGAGAAGUAAAGCGUCCGCGACGGUAUCUUGCCUGCUCCCACCCGCGGAGAUCCCGGUAAGGUUUGAGAUCGGUUCGUAAUCCUUUCUUCAGCAGUUAACAACGCCGGCCCUCGUCACGAUGGGUCACGGUGCAAGUCACGGCCAACAGGCCGGUGGCGGUGAUCGCUGGAAGAACGAUGUUAAGCAGCCAAUGCCGGACGCAUCAACGGUGGAACAUCGCUUCAAUCAGGUUCUGAAUUUGAUGGAUCUACCGCCAGAUAAAGCAAAGCUCCUGAGGAGUUACGAUCAUCAAAAGAAAUGGGAAAUCGUUUGUGAUCAGGAGAAAAUGAGCGCCAAACAGGCCCCGUCAUUCUACCUUUCGAAGCUCUCGACCUAUCUUGAUCCAAAGGCGCCACGCUCAACUAAGGUAACAUCAAGCUCAAAUUCAGGGUCAUCUGGCUCCUGUUCCGAUGGCCCAAGUUGCUCAGGGGGUAACUCGGGGAGUGGCUGUCUCGACUCUUCAAUGGCCGCACCCUUCGCCGAUGCUUUCUACUCUUUUUUCCACGCUCAGUACCGAACCAUGUACUACACUUUAGGCAAUGAAUGCUUUGUACCCAUGAUGCAGUUCGCACCGGAAAAUCUGCGACGGAGAACACUGGGUAAUUCGAAGUCCACACAGGUCCUUCGGGAUUUGGAGAUCUCACUUCGGACAAAUAACAUAGAAUGGGUUCGCGAGUUCCUUAACGAAGAAAACAAGGGCCUGGAAGUUCUGAUCGAGUACCUGAGUUUUCAACUCGAGAUUCUCAAGUUCGAGUUAGGCAAAAGCUGUAUAGACGGCCCCAAUGCUGUAGGUUCCGGGACAGGAUUAGCAGAUGAACAGAUCGGGAUUGGUAGCAGUGGAGGUCACUCGCUUGUGUAUUCAUCUCCAGCCGUGAUCACCUCGCAGAACAGCGCGCCAAUGCUCCAGAGAACCAAGUCACUGGGGCCUUAUGACGGGUCGAGCGAGGUUGAGGAUUCGAGGAACUCUACAAUGCGACGCUCGUAUCGCCGUAGUCAGCGAGGUUAUCGAAGCACAACCGGAGGAACCCCCCGCUUGAGACGUCGGCCUACACAUAAACAGCUCAGUCGGCUGAAUAUGGGUGAAGCCGAGGACGACAUCCAUGUCUGCAUUAUGUGCAUAAGGGCCAUCAUGAAUAAUAAGUAUGGCUUUAAUAUGGUGAUCGAGCAUACGCAGGCGAUCAACUGCAUUGCAUUGUCUCUCAAUCAUAAAUCACUUCGGACAAAAGCUCUUGUUCUUGAGUUGCUGGCGGCGAUCUGUCUCGUGAAAGGAGGACACCCAAUUAUCCUGAACGCGUUUGACAACUUCAAGGCGGUAUGCGGCGAGCAGUAUCGAUUCCUCACGCUUAUGGAGUACUUCAAAGAUCUCACUGAGUACAACAUCGACUUUAUGGUGGCAUGUAUGCAAUUCAUCAACAUCGUUGUCCAUUCGGUAGAGGAUAUGAACUUCCGCGUCUAUCUGCAGUAUGAGUUCACCCAAUUAGGGCUCGAAGCGUAUCUUGACAAGAUUGGCCAGACUGAGUCAGACGAGCUGCAGGUACAAAUCAGUGCAUACUGGGACAACUUCUUUGACGUUCAGUCUUUGAUGGAGGAUAGCGAAACGAGGGCUUUGGCCUUGGAACGGGUUAACGAACUCGACCACGAAUUAAGCCGUUGCCACGAAGUCGAGAACGAAAUUAUGGCCAAGAUCGUCGAACUCGAAACAGAAAACCUGAAACUGCAGCGAAUGAACGAGGAGCUUAUGGAGAUGCGCGAGAAGUCCACUGAGGAAAUCAAUACCCUCCGUAAGAAAAUCAGCGAUAAGGACAAAGAGUACACUCAGCGAGCUUCGUUCCUAGAAAAUAAACUUCAACAGCUGGAAAACGGUAGCGUGAGUGGAGGUUCAUCGACGUCGUCGACGCCUGUACCGCCACCCCCACCGCCUCCGCCGCCGAUGCCCCCUGGAGGCGCCGUCAUGGCUCCACCGCCUCCUCCGAUGCCGACAAAGAUUUCUGGCGAGGUCCCACCGCCCCCUCCCCCUCCGAUGAAUCCGGGAGUUAUGCCGAUGACUGGAGAGCGAAGUGGACCCCCGCUUCCGGUAGCAGGACUCAUGACGAUUCGGCACCCUAAAAUGAAGACGAAGUACAAGCUCCCCACGCUUAACUGGAUUGCGCUAAGACCGACCGAAGUCAAUGGAACUGUCUUUAGCAAUCUGGACGACGAGAAGCUCUACAACCGAUUGAACAGGUUACGCUUGGAUAGGUUUGAGGAACAGUUCAAAUUAGGUCCCGCCAACGGAGGAGUUGGUACAGAUAAAACAGAUCGUCCUGAUGAUACGAUUAAGAAAUUUCGAGGACCUGAAAAGGUUUCCCAGCUGGAUCAUAAUCGACUUCGUAAUAUGGCCAUAUGUCGGCGAAAGCUUGACCUGGCAACCGAUGCCGUUGUUCGCCUUGUCAACAAUCUCGACUUAAAGACGAUGUCCCAUGACCAACUCGAGACACUGAUGCGUAUGGUGCCCAAUGAAGCUGAAUCGAAGGCGCUCAAGCAGUACGAGAAGGAUCACAAAAACAUUGACGGCCUCACCGAUGAAGACAAAUUCUUGCUUCAGCUAACGAAAGUCGAGCGGCUUCAGCAGAAGCUCAAUAUCAUGCAUUACAUGUCCACUUUUCAGGAAACUGUAUCUACGAUCAGCCCGCAAGUACAUUCGGUUACACACGCGGCCCGCACAAUCAAGUCAUCGAAAAAGGUCAGCCAAAUGCUCGAGCUCAUUUUGAUGAUCGGUAACAUGAUGAAUGGGGCGAAACGAGGUGCUGCAUACGGCUUUAAACUUCAAUCCCUCGAUAUCCUGCCGGACCUGAAAUCGGCCGACAAGAAAUGUUCGCUACUGCACUUCAUCGUUGACGUGCUCAAGGAAGAAUUUCCCGAAGCAGCUAGCAUCGACCAGGAGCUGCGAAUCACCGAGAAAGCUGCUCAGGUGUCACUUGAGAACCUUCUUACCGAUCAAACCGAACUCGAGAAGGGAAUGGAGUUGUGCCGGAGGGAGCUAGCGCUUCGCAAGGAGAAGGAUCAAGUCCUACAGGAGUUCCUGUGCCAGAACGACGAAAAGCUUCGUAAGCUGGUCAGCGAUAUGGCUGUCGCAAAGGAAGCCUAUGCAGACUGUGUGAGCUUCUACGGUGAGAGCGCUCGCACCGUCACCACGAACGCGUUCUUCUCUACGCUGCAUCGCUUUUUCAAAAAUCUAAAGCAAGCCGAAACCGAAAAUGAGCGCCGACGCAUGCUCGAAGAGGCCCAACGCCAGAAGUCGUUGUCGAACAAUAAUAAUGUCCAGGAUUCGAAACGGAAUCAGGACGCUGUCAUCAACGAGAUCAAAUCCCGCACGAAACAGAUUAAAGAGAAAAAGCUACUUAAACAAGACGAAGUGUACAACGGUGCUCUUGAAGAUAUUUUACUCAACCUCAAAAACGAGCCAUAUGUGCGCGCAGAUGCUGUGCGCCGGAGUCAGCGGCGGAAAUUGGACAACCCUAACCUAGUUCAGAGUCGAGACGCCGCAACCAUGGACGUUUGAGAUCGUCAACGUAACACGGCCAGGUUAAGAUAAGUGGUUAAUAAACAAAGCUGUAAACAAUCUAGGAAAUCAAGUUGUUAAAUUGAGUCGUACAAGUAUUAGCCGCCCCCAGAAUUGCCCAUCGAUCUUGGGCUACCUUGAGUUUUCUAGUGUGGCGACGGCCUUUAGGGAUGAGCUAGAUUUAACUAGUAUCUAGCAGAAGUAUAUCAUAGUUAAAUGACCCAGCGGUCUAUGCCAAUAUCAAUCAACCCAUCAUCAUGCGGGUACUCGAAAAUACUGUGCAGAUCCUGUAUAUGGCGAAUACAGGUAUACGUACCUGCUGAAAAGUCGAGAUGAAUGUAUACUGAUUUCUUUACAAGAGAAAAUUACAGCGCCUCUUGGGUCAUUUAGUUUGUCGAACGGCUUUGGCUUCGGCAGACCGCAACGUAAGGAUUUCGAUUAAGUAUAACGUUGUACUGAUACAUACGUAAGACGACAUCUUAAAUAAAGUGACGGCUUGCGAUCAAACAUAAACCAGAUAAUUGGCCAGAUGCAUUUUCCCCUUCGUGGCCAGGACCGACCGAGAGUACAUGCGAUUCCAGUCAUAUUAUAUCUACCUUACAGCUGAGAUUCUAUAGGAGUUGGUGAUAUCAUACACAUGCGCUUUAUCGAUGUUGAUUACAAUCUAGGUAAACUAUACAUAGAAGAUUCAUUUUUUAUGGCAAGAUAAUAUUCUGCCAAUGCAAACAACACAUUGGGACAAGUAGCAAACAAUCUUCCAGAAGCUGUAGAAUUUUUCACGUCAAGUUCCUUUUGUCGUGCUAGCUCAAACGAAGAACUGAACAUAGAACAAGCGUCAACAGCCAAAGAAGAAAACAUGCUAAGGUUAGUAAAAGUAGGCGUUUGGGAAAGUCUUACUGGACAUUGAUGAUUACUUGUAAAUCUAUUGACUGACAAAUAGAUUAACGAAUGCGGGGAAGUUAGGUCGAAGAAGCUAAUUUAAAUAGACAUGACGAAAUGAAGAGAUUAUAGACAUUUAUAACAGGACAAGUCGAUUGGACGACGCAGUUGAUUUGUUAAAAUUAUGUUUUUCCCAUAGCGGUUCGUUUUGCUAUGACAAACUACCUGAUUUUUUCUUCUGUUAAAGGAACAGUGGCCAUGCAGCGCACGCUUAUGAUGUCAUUUACCCUAGAGAAACAUAUGGGAACACACGUAUUUUUAAGUUGGAUUUAAUUUUUGGAAAACUAGUCCAUAUAUAUAUACGUAUGCGCGACGUAGUAGGCAAAUAAACGAGGUAUAACGAUUGUAUGACAAAAUAGCUUGUGCAGUAUUGUUAGAUUGGGUGAGAAGGAUGCGACAUAAUAUGGAAACCGAAAGCCGCUAAGAACAAAGAACGUUCUUCGCCGCAAUUUUGCCAUAAUGAUGCUAAAACAACCUGAACAAGAAUUUUAUAUUGUAACUAUAUGUACAGUAAGAGCGAUUAUAAAUUUAAGGUAAUUUUAUACUUAAUUAAUAAAUUUCACCAUAUACAAGAAAAUCUCUGGUGUGUUUGCUUGUUUGCCUAAAAAUUUUAGCAUAGCGUGACAAAAUUUAUGUGUGUGCAGUAUUUUUUCGUAUACUGAAUAAGUGAACUGCGCAGUCAGAAGUGACCGGAUUUCGUCGGAAACAUUUUCGGGUACCUACGAGAGAGUUCUUUUGAGUGUUGCGUCCGAUGCUACAGAAUUUACUUCGGACGGCUGCCCCGUAUCGUACCAUAAAGCUAAUCUUGUUUAAGCCAUGUUUCGACUUUAAACUACCUUCUUAAGUGUCCCUGAGUUUAAUAGACAAAUAAGUUACCACUACGCCAUCACAGGAAUAUCGCAAAGGCCCUGUCAUAAAUGCACAAAUAUGACGGCUUUCGGGUGACCUGUAGUCCCCUCGAUCCUUCACUAAGUAAUUCUACUUUCACUAUGUAUCGGUUACACGUCAUCCUGUCUCUUUCACAACACGUAACUAACUUUCAUGAGAACUAAACCGUAAAAACGUAAAUGCAUUACAUCCUAGCUAUAAAUCAAAGGGUAUUUUCGUAAUGUGUAUUGGACGCAAACAGUCAAAAAGAAUAUACAUUUAAGUAAUUUGAAAACGGAUGCUGUUGAAAGAUCGAGAACGCCUUAGUUUUCAGUCGGGCACCGAAAUAACAGUUAAGCGCUGAUGAUGGCCUGAAUGACAACAAACAUCUGCGUAGUCCUGUAUUCUCCUGUUACAUGACCUUUAUAUAUAUAUAGGGUGGACGCAGCCAAACGGAUAUUAAUGAACUCGAUAUUUACAACUUAGCAAAAUGAUAACCGGGGACAAUUUGUCUAAUGGCAUGGACCUCGUUGAGUUCUUAGAAGAUGCCACACCCUUGUAGUCACUAGCAAAAUUCAGUCUUCUGAAGAAGCUUUCGUUACGAAGCCCCUGUUACUUACCUUCAAAAGACUAAUAAGGCUCAUGUCAUUAAUAUAGAAAACGUGGCGUUACCGUAUCAAUGGAAAUAUUUCAUUAGGUCUGGUAAGAAAGUAAGCGUUCGUUUGUGUCGAGCCGGUUUACCAUGAAUAGGCCAAGUCACUCUCGGCAUUUGAGCAAUUAGUGAUACAGUCAACAACCCACUUCAAACUGUGACUGGCCAGAGAAUAAAAGAUUAAUAAUAGAUUAGCGUGGACUUUCAAUUUUUUAGAAAAGUCAUUUUUUGUGCGAUAAGUAUUCGAGAUUUUGGAGUAUAGGUGAUUGUUAACGUAUUCCAUAGCGUUAGUAUACGAAUUUCAUGAGCUCGUAGCCAGUUGAUAAUUUUUAUUUGCUUUAAUAACCUAACCGGGCGGGAUAAACUGCGCUGAAAAAAUAGACGAAGUAUGCAAGAAUCGUAGAGUGAAGGCCAUAUUGUGACGUUAUAUUAAAAAAUGCAUUUUUGCUGCAAAGGGUCCUGGUCACAUAAAAAUCUCGCUUUAACUUUUCUACUAAGGUGUAUAUAUAAGCUGUCUUCAUUUACACGAAUCGUUUAGUUCUGUGUCGUUAUCGGGGCUUGACGCAGCGAGCCCUAACCUCUUUCAGCAGGAGGUUUGACAUUUCAAGCCACAGUAUCGACAGAACUAUAUAUACCUUUGGUCAUAGAAUAAAGACAGGGUCGCUGU